AUGCUGCCUAACUUGUGUUCGUAUCUGUUUUGUGCAUUUUUAUUCCUCUGUAACGCCUCACCGAUUUCCCACGAUGUUGUUGAUGUUGUCUCCGAAGACAAGAGGUCGCAACGGGUAAAGCGUUUUGGUGGCUUCGGACGUGGAUUCGGCGGUUUCGGCGGCGGCUAUCCUGGCUAUGGUGGAUUUGGCGGCGGCUAUCCAGGAUAUGGCGGCGGUUUUGGUGGGCGGCUAUCCAGGCUUCGGCGGUUUGGAUUUCCUGUAUUUGGUAGCAGCUACGGCAGCAGUUUCGGGCUCAGCUCAAGCUUCAGCCUAGGCGCCUAUAACAACGGGUAUUUCGGUGGCUUUGGCAAAUAA
Molecule: messenger RNA, 354 nt
Organism: Cooperia oncophora
Lineage: Eukaryota; Metazoa; Nematoda; Chromadorea; Rhabditida; Trichostrongylidae
Source: the annotation of a GenBank genome assembly